Molecule: messenger RNA, 360 nt
Organism: Aegilops tauschii subsp. strangulata
Lineage: Eukaryota; Viridiplantae; Streptophyta; Magnoliopsida; Poales; Poaceae
Source: RefSeq, a predicted model, not a curated record
AUGUCAUACCAUGUUGAAAGGACGUGCAGCUCCCCUGUCACUGGCCAAUGCCCGGGCAAGUUGAUCUGGCCAGAGUUGUUGGGCAGGAAGGGCAAGGAGGCAAAAGAUGUGAUUGAGAAAGAGAGACCUUCCACCGAUGCCAUUUACGUUCCCCAAGAUGCCGUUGUUACCGGUGACUACUGUUGCAAUCGCGUUAGGAUCUUCGUGGCUGCCACGCCCAAUGGUGACUAUGCAAACGCCAAGGUGAUUGCGGUUCCAAGAGUUGGGUGAUUCACAUGCUAUAUGAUCAGAGGAUGCAUCAACUGAUGGCAUGAAAUAUAUCUUAGUAGAUUCAUGUUAUGAGAAAUAAAAGUAAUGGCC